Molecule: messenger RNA, 2612 nt
Organism: Oncorhynchus mykiss (rainbow trout)
Lineage: Eukaryota; Metazoa; Chordata; Actinopteri; Salmoniformes; Salmonidae
Source: RefSeq, a predicted model, not a curated record
CAGUUACCAUACCAGGCAGUGAUGCAACCACUCGACUCUAUUCUCGAUGAGAAUAGUGGCAUGCUCGUCCUCUUUUUCCUGCAGUCCACAAUCAUCUCCUUUGUCUUGAGAGAUCAUAAUGAAUAACAUCAAAGGGGACAGGAGGGACCUGAUCCUAGAUCAGCACUCUUACUCUGAUGCUUCAUGAAUAGUUUACAGGCCCUGGUCCAAGAUAACGAACUGCCAGCAGGUGUAUGUGUAACAGGUGUCACUGUUGUAUCCUAAUAGUGUGUUUCUAAUUUUAAUCCUCCACAUCCUGGGUGCGAAAAAAUGUAGGCCCUCUUUGGUGGUCAGUGCUCAGCUCCCCCGCGACCAAAACGCGCGUGACCACAGAUCAUUGUUGUUUCUACGGGUGACUAUAAAGUCCAAACAUGUUCCUGUUUGCCAUCAAACGGCGAUUUUACUAACGGGUUGUUUUCGUUCUUGCCGCAGAGCGCAUCAAGUGGUUAAUGUCAGGUGGUCUGACCCACCGUCGCUAUUAUAAUUGAGAGCUUUUCCAAAAAUGACGGAUGCAGAAAUAACGUUUUUACCGGUGGGGCAGGAUAAUGAGAGAUUCGGAAGUAACCUGCUCGACAAUAAAAAGCUGACCCGCCUAUACUGCAUGAAUGGCGGACAUCAUCUGCAGAUUCUCCCGGAUGGGACCGUGGAAGCGGUCCUGCGGGUGAAAUCUGUGGACCGUGGUGUGGUUGUCAUCCAGGGGACAGAGGCAGGACGCUACUUGGCCAUGAGCAGUGAAGGAAAGCUCUACAGUUCAUCCACAGUAACUGAUCAGUGUUAUUUCCUGGAGAAGAUUGAGGUGAACCACUACAACACCUACCAGGCCCAGAAGUACCAAGACAGGAGUUGGUACGUAGGACUGAAGAAGAACGGGAAACCCAAACUGGGCUCCAGAACCCACAUAGGGCAGAAGGCCAUCUUCUUCUUGCCACGGCGAUUGGAGGGCACAGGGGAGUGAAGGGUGUAAAGCCAGGGGUGGAUCUGAAAUGGCCAAAUGUAGUACACUAUAUUGGGAAUAGGGUGCCAUUUCAGACACAUCCAUUCCAAGGUGCUCAGUGGGAAAUUGCAGGCAAACAGACAGGCUAAUCAAACAGUAUUUUACAUGUAAACUAAGUACUGAAGCUUGUGUUACAGGUUAUAACAGCAGUUAUGCUUUCGCCGUACCUGUUAUAGAUGCUGUCAUCUGUAUAAACUAUUAUAAGCUAUGUGAUGGACAUCUGACUGGUAGAAUCAUGCUAAAACUCAACCAAAUUAAGCAUUCCACUCCACACUAUAACUGCAAUCUACUUUAUGCUGCUAACUAGACAUCUAGAAUGUAUAUCUUUGUUGAUGACUGUUGCCCACUGUAGCUCAGUUGGUAGAGCAGGGUGUUUGCAAUGCCAGGAUAGCGGGUUCGAUUCCUGGGACCAGCCGGACUUUAAAAUUUAUGCACACAUUACUGUCAUUCUUUUUAGAUAAGUGUCUGCCAAAUGGCAUAUAUUUAAAUGUAAUAUUGAAUCAUGACAACACCAAUGAUAUGUAGCCUAUAUAUGGAAAUAUGAGUAGUGUAUCUCACCAGGCAAUUGUUAUAGAAAGCUGAUGGAAAAUAUCACAUAAUGUACAUUGAAAACCAUUUUUUAAACCUAUGGGAACUGUAGCAGUUGGUGUCGUCAUUGUGUCUUUCAACCACAAGGUGUCAGUGCUGCACAACAUUUUACAAAAAGCCUUAAAUCUCUGGCAAAGCCUGCACACAAAACCUGGACCAGAGAUCAAUCUUGCUUUUGAAAGUGACAUUUAUUAGACAUGAAGCUUUUUUACAGUUUAAAACGAUAUCUCAUAAUAAAAUCCCAAGGAUGCGGCUGUACUAUUUCACACAGAGGAUCAGAGAGAUGUGUGUCUAAGGACUGGGUUUGGAUUGUAGCUGUGCUGUACUAUUUCACACAGAGGAUCAGAGAGAUGUGUGUCUAAGGACUGGGUUUGGAUUGUAGCUGUGCUGUACCAGUCCACAUUAAGGGCUAAGCAAGAAAUCUAAACAACUGGUUUAAAACAGACUGGCUGGCAUACAGGGGGAUGCAACAGAGCAUGUCUGAGAUCAUUUACAGUUAACAAUAUGCCAACAAUUUCCUAAAGAGAAAGAUCGACGAGUACAAUUGCUCGUCUUCUUACUAAAUCGAAUUAGUACGGUCAUAGACCAGUCAUAAAUUGCCAUUUCACCCUUAUGAAAGCUGUAUACUCACUGAAUAACUACAGGUACUACCAUUUGGUUGUGUAUUGUUGAUUUCAUUGGGAGGAACUCCCUGGCGUUUUAUUAUAACGUUUCUAAAAAGUGCACCUGCUUACAUUCUCUGAUAGCAUUAUAGUUUUUCCAUACGUAAUGGUUAUUUUUCUACACAAAACUCUAUGAGUUGUACAACAAAAAGACACUUUGGACAAAAAUCUUUACCUUAAGAUGUGCACAUAGGAUACCUUAUGUUUGAGGUAGGUGUGCAUAUAAAAAGGUAGGAUUAUGUCUUAUAGGAAUAAUUCAUGACAAAUUUUUAGCAACGAACUCUGCCCUCUACUGGCCAGAAAUAAGGGCGAUGCUUCAUAGAUGAAGC